GUUUACAGAGCCUGGUGCUGACCUAUGUCAAUGCCAUUAGAAGUGGAGAACUACCCUGCAUGGAGAAUGCUGUCCUGACUUUGGCCCAGAUAGAGAACUCAGCUGCAGUACAAAAGGCCAUUGAACACUAUGAAGAACAGAUGAAUCAGAAGGUUCACCUGCCCACAGAAACCCUCCAGGAGCUGCUGGACCUGCACAGGCCCAUUGAGAGUGAGGCCAUUGAGGUCUUCAUUAAGAAUUCUUUCAAGGAUGUAGAUCAAAAGUUCCAGAAGAAAUUAGGGGACCAGCUGGUAGCGAAGCGAGAUGCCUUUAUUAAGAAAAACAUGGAUGUGUCAUCAGCUCGUUGCUCAGAUUUGCUGGAGGAUAUUUUUGGGCCUCUGGAAGAAGAAGUCAAACAGGGGACAUUUUCUAAACCUGGUGGUUACUACCUCUUUCUUCAAAAGAAACAGGAGCUGGAGAAAAAGUAUAACCAGGCUCCUGGAAAGGGGCUCCAGGCAGAAGAGAUGCUGAAAAAGUACUUUGAGUCCAAAGAUGACGUGGCUGAAACUCUUCUAAAGACAGAUCAGUCACUCACAGAGGCAGCAAGGGAGAUUGAAGUGGAACGUAUAAAGGCUGAAGCUGCUGAAGCUACCAACAGAGACUUAGCAGAGAAGCAAAAGAAGUAUGAGCUGAUGAUGGCAGAGAAGGAAAAGAGUUACCAGGAGCAUGUGAAACAGCUCACUGAGAAGAUGCAGCAGGAACGGGAACAGCUCAUAGCAGAAAAUGAAAAAAUUAUAUCUCUCAAACUUAAGGAACAGGAACGGCUUCUCAAGGAAGGAUUUCAGAACGAGAGCAGAAAACUUCACCAAGAGAUCGAGAGCAUAAAAAAGAGCCAGUCCUCUGGGAAAUGCACCAUACUCUGAAGUUCUCAAGUUCGACUGUCUCUGACCAGCUACCUUUCAGCAAGGAAUAUGUUGAUGGAGAACCUUCAGGGUUUGAAGCAACUAUUAUGAAAUUAACUGAACUCAAUGCAAAUCACCUGUAACUCUAGUCUGUAGUCACUGUAUGACACUGGACAGUGUCAGAGGAGGUUCCUCUCUGUGCAGAAUGCAUGUAUGAAUCGAGGCUCUGCCUUCCAUGUUUUAGAGGUCCUCUUGACAUGCUCCAUAUCCAGAUCACACACAUUUCUCAUUUAUGUCUUAAAUUUUCCUCUUUUCUACUGUAUGGUGUCUACAAUCACAGUGCAGACAACUUUUAAUUAACUUUCAAAAUGAAUUCCUUUUCAUUUCUUAAUGAUUCUGAUUUUUUAUUAGUCCUUCAAAAACUAAACCCCACCCCUAACCCCCUUUAUCUCUCUGCUUGAAGUUUCUCAGCAUACAUAUCUUGCACAAGUUAAUAAAAAGAAUCAGGCCAAUGUAA
This is a messenger RNA of Cricetulus griseus (Chinese hamster), 1398 nucleotides long. The record is from RefSeq and is a predicted model, not a curated record. NCBI's taxonomy places the organism in Eukaryota, Metazoa, Chordata, Mammalia, Rodentia, Cricetidae.